AUGGGGAACACUGGCUUUAGCGAAAUGUUGCUCGAAAAUACAGAAGGCGGCAUUCCUCUCGAAAGUCCCGGCUUCCCCCAGACCGUAAAAGCUGUACGUUACCACGGAAAUAAAGACAUCAGAGUAGACGAUAUACCAAUCCAAGGUCCUCUGAAGAAUGGCGAAGUUCGAAUUUCACCAGCUUGGUGUGGUAUUUGCGGCACAGAUGUCCAUGAGUAUCUCCAUGGACCGAUUUUCCCACCCACCAAAGAACAUCCCCAUCCUCUCACCGGAGAUCAUCUCCCUAUCACUCUCGGCCACGAAUUCUCGGGGACAGUGACAGAAGUGCACCCUUCUGUCAAUGGACUGCAAAUAGGAGACUCUGUGGCAGUCGAAGGGUUGCUUACCGACGAGAGCUGUUACGCAUGCUCCAUCAAAAGACGGAAUACCUGUGAAAAUUCAGCCUUCAUCGGCUUAUCAACUAAUCCGGGCGGCCUCUGCGAGAGCAUAGUGAUUCCGGCAUCUACUUGCCACAGGCUUCCUCAUGGCAUGUCGUUGGAAUUCGGAGCCUUGAUCGAGCCACUUUCCGUCGCGUGGCAUGCAGUCUCGAAUUCUGGCAUCAACUCACAGCACAGCGUCAUUGUCUUCGGUGCCGGGCCUAUUGGUCUCGCAACAGUUCUGUGCUUGAAAGCCAAGGGCGUCACCAAGAUUCUUGCCUCGGAGCCGUCUAAAUUGCGACAUGCACAAGCUAAGAAGCUGGGGGCGCAAUGCGCUUUCGACCCUAUGGAAGACGAUGUUGUUGCCAAAUCCAAGGAAAUGUGCGAUGGAAUUGGUCCAGAUUUUGCAUUCGAUGCUUCGGGCGUGCAAGCUACCUUGACGACCGGCCUCAAAUCUAUACGGAAGUAUGGCACAUAUUACAACAUUGCACUUUGGGGCAAACAGCCAACAAUUGACAUGAACGAGUUGCUCUUCAACGGAAAGAGCAUCAAAUCAGACCUGUCAUACUCGCAUGGCGAUUACAAUUCGGUCAUCAGCGCCAUUGCCGAGGAAAAGAUAUCUCCAGAAGAGCUCAAAAUUUUCGUGACAUCCCGCAUCGACAUGGAAGAUUUGGAGGAGAAAGGGAUUAAGGAGCUCAUCAACUUCAAAGACAAACAUAUCAAGAUCCUGGUGUGUGUGGAUAAGAGGCAGUCACAGCACGGUGAGACAUGA
Messenger RNA from Rhinocladiella mackenziei CBS 650.93, 1188 nucleotides. RefSeq lists its product as uncharacterized. The transcript is spliced from 3 exons. Gene Ontology annotation, biological process: butanediol biosynthetic process. Gene Ontology annotation, cellular component: cytoplasm. NCBI's taxonomy places the organism in Eukaryota, Fungi, Ascomycota, Eurotiomycetes, Chaetothyriales, Herpotrichiellaceae. The record is from RefSeq and is a predicted model, not a curated record. Bases 1 to 1188 code for a protein of 395 amino acids. Gene Ontology annotation, molecular function: (R,R)-butanediol dehydrogenase activity.